Messenger RNA from Exaiptasia diaphana, 4600 nucleotides. RefSeq names its product structural maintenance of chromosomes protein 6. The transcript is spliced from 28 exons. Gene Ontology annotation, biological process: double-strand break repair via homologous recombination. The coding region runs from base 1004 to 4342 and encodes 1112 amino acids. The record is from RefSeq and is a predicted model, not a curated record. Gene Ontology annotation, cellular component: Smc5-Smc6 complex; site of double-strand break; nucleus. NCBI's taxonomy places the organism in Eukaryota, Metazoa, Cnidaria, Anthozoa, Actiniaria, Aiptasiidae. Gene Ontology annotation, molecular function: damaged DNA binding; single-stranded DNA binding.
GCCCAUGAAAUCAGACCAGUUGCAUUGUUGCCUGGUUGAGGGUCUGCCACAGGUGUUGCCGUCUAUCAUUUAUAACCAAUAUAUAUUACUAAUGUUUUAACAUGUUCAUUUUUGCCAUUACUAGUCUAUUAAAUAUAAUUUAUUACAAGUUGUUGCUCAUAUGCCACACAGACAAGAAUAAUUUAUGAUAAUUUAUUCACUUUUUUGAAUUUACAAAAACAACUUUUACUACUCACCUCAAAGCCACCAAAGUCUGCCCAGUCAUCAUCAUCGUUAUCCUAUAGUGUUAAAAAAUACAAAAGAUAAGGAAUAAAAUGCAAUCACAUCAAAUUAUACAAUCGGUUUGCCACGAAUGUCAAGAAGUUGUUUACAAAAUGUGCCGAAAAAUCAUCCAAAACUUAUGCGAUGUAGACAUAUACCAUCAUUGGAGUUUAAAUUAAAUCUCACAUUAGCAUUUGGAGGAGGAAAUGACGCCCAGUUCUCGUUUUCAGCCAUUGUUACGUUCUUGAUGUCAUUACAGAAUGGUACAACAUUUUACUUGACAAUAUUUUCUCGUAUUAAUUGACUUCCGGUACCCAGGAUACCUUGCAGGAGCUUAUCACGUGACUAGAAAAUCUUGCUUCGCUUGUGUGAAAUCGUAGCUUUUUUUGGAAUACAUGUAAUCUUGUUUCUUAACUUACCUGGUUCAUUUACUCUGUUUACCUUGCAGUAAGUACAUUUCAUUUCAUUUCUAAUAAACAUCUGUCUUCAAUGUCUUCAUUAACAUUAACCGGAAGCUAACUUCUACUUCCGGUGAACCUAGUGAUAUGAGACCGACCACGUGACAUACAAGACAUUUUCCCGCGCGAGCUUCAACAACAAGAAACGACCGGGGUCCGGAGAAGGAGCCUGAGUAGAAACGUUCAGUGUUUUCUGGCUUGUUCAUUGCUCUUUUCUUCUCCUAUACUUCCUGCUCUGUCACUUAAAACUUCAAAGAGUGUAUUGGGUUGUAUUUUUGUCAAGUAUGAGUCGAAAUACAAGCAAAAGAAGACGGCAAACGGCCUCGGAAACCGAAGAAGACGAACCUGAGACAAGCCUUGUAGUGGCAACGAGUACUGCAGCAAAACGAAGUCGAAGAUCUGAUUCACCAGAUCCAGACCAUGACAAUGAAAACGAUAGCGAUUCAGCUGAUGACUUGGACUGCAGUCAGCCUGAAUUAAAGUCAAACACGAAUCUUGAAGCAGAAGUGGGGAUCAUUGAAAGAAUCACAUUGGUGAAUUUUAUGUGUCAUACUAUGUUAGAAGUUCCUUUGGGAUCAAAUGUCAACUUUAUUAUUGGGCGCAAUGGGAGUGGUAAGAGUGCGAUUAUGACAGCCAUUGUUGUUGGUUUGGGUGGCAAAGCCAAUGCCACAAGCCGAGGCAGUUCUUUGAAAAACUUUAUUAAAGAUAAAUGCAGUUUUGCACAGAUUAUAAUCAAGCUGAGAAAUAGAGGUCAAGAUGCCUACUGCCCAGAAGUCUAUGGUAAAUCUAUCAUUGUAGAAAGGCGUAUAUCUAGUGAUGGUGGUUCAGGUUAUAAGAUCAAGUCACAUGAUGGAAAAACAAUUUCUACCAAGAAGGAAGAAUUGAUUCACAUAAUGGACCAGUUUGGGAUUCAGGUUGAUAAUCCAGUCUCUGUUCUCAAUCAAGAUACCAGUAGAAAUUUCCUGAAUUCCUCAGACCCUAAAGACAAAUACAAGUUCUUUCUGAAAGCCACUCAACUUGAUCAGAUGAGCAUGGAUUACCAAGUAGUAAUAGAGGAACAAGAUGUAAUCAAGAACACACUAAACAGGAAGCAAGAGACAUUGCCUGAGAUGAAGAAACUUGUCCAAAAGCUAGAGGAGAAAUACAAGGACUUGGCUCAACUGAAAACUAUGAAAGAACAAGUAGAAGAGCUCAAGAAGGAAAGAGUUUGGGCUGAGGUUGUUGAACUCGAAAAGAAACUUAGACCUCUUCAACAAGUUGUACAAGAUACUGUCUCAAGAAAACCAAGGUAUCAAGAGAAGAUAGAUGAAGCCGUCAACAAUAUCCAAGAACUAGAAGUAGAGUGGCAAUCCAUACAAGAAUCAGUCAACUUGGUUACUGAAGAAAUGACAAAGGUACAAGAGGAGCAGUCUGGUAUUGUUGCCGACUUGAAAACCAAGAAAACUGCUUGCAGAGGAAAGCAGUCUAAUCUUCGUAAACUCAAAGAAGAUUUGAACUCUACUCAGCAUGAGGAAAAAGAGCUUGUUGAUAGAAUAAGAGAGAUUAGACAGACUGCAAUGAGAGAUUUAGAAACAGAAAGAAACCAAAGGCAAAGUGAACUUCAAUCAAAAAGAGAGGAACUUGAAGCAAACCAGAGACAACUUCAAACUACAAGUCAUCACAGAGAACAACUAGAAAGAGCAAUAAGUAGAGAGAAAGAAAAGUCCUAUGGAUUGAGGACUGAUAUAUCAGAUGCUGGGAGAUCUGUUGAUCAAAUUCAAAGAAACCUGCGAAAUCUGACAAGCAGUAGAAGCAAUAGAAUGAGGAUCUUUGGGGCAUACGUACCAGAGUUGUUGAAUAAAAUUAAACAAAAUAGACGACAAUUUCAUCACCUUCCAGUUGGACCAAUAGGGGGUCAUCUUACACUGCGAGACCAAAAAUGGGCCCUCUCGGUAGAGUCAUGCAUAAAGGGUUUAGCAUGGGCAUUUUGUUGCCAUGACAAUCACGACGAACAAGCUUUAAAGAGGAUCAUGCAUGAUGUUUGCCCUAAGAAUACCAUACCACAGAUCAUUAUCAGUAAAUUCCAAGAAAGAUAUGAUGUCUCUGAAGCAAGACCACGUUGUAACUACACCACAGUCCUUGAUGAACUUGUCAUUGAUAAUCCUGUCGUAGCCAACUGUCUUAUUGACCAGGUUGGUGUAGAAACUGUUCUGUUGAUAGAAGAUCCCAGAGAAGCUCGCGACUUUAUGUUUUCACGCCCACCACCAGGUGUUAGAAUGGCAUAUGCUGGAAAUGGUGACCAGUUAAUUGGUGGUCGAUCAGCAAAGUCUUAUGCAGCCAUGAGUACAACUGCAAAAUAUCUGCAACAAGAUAUUGAACAAGAGAUUAGGCGAUUGGAGCAUGAUCUGCAAAGUAAGCAAGAUUACCACCGGCAAUUACUGGAACAACAACGUCAAUCAGAGACAAUUAUGAAUGAUAACCAGAAAGAGUUAAAGAGAUCAAGAACCAAAGCUAUGCGCGAACAAGAGAUAGUCAACCGACUCAUCAAUGAAAUUACUGAAUUAGAAAACUAUGAAGAGGAGGAAUUACCUGAUCUUACAACACUGGAGGAAGAACGUGCUUCUUACACUGAACAAGUUCAAGAACUAGAAAAUCAGGUUGCUAAUGCUGAAUCAGAAUUUGAGAAAGCUCAGGAAGCUUAUCAAAAACAAGAAAUCAAGUACAAAAAUCAUAGAGAUAAGAUUCAAGAGGUUAUGGGUAAACAUGACCCAUUGAAGGAAAAACAAGAUGAAGUCAUGAGAAGUAUUGCUACUGAGAAAAACAACAAAAAACAUUAUGAAAGGAAAUGUAAAGAGGUUGAUGAUGCUGUCAAGAAGGCUGAAACAGAGUUGGGUAGCAUGCAAAAGAUAGUUCAGGACACUACAGACUUAGCUAAUCAGUACUGUGAACGUGUAGACACAAGGAGAUCAGUACGUAGUUUAGAGACAGAGAUCAUCCAGAAAGAAAGAAGAAUACAGACUGAAGAAAACAACCAUGGUAAGCAUGAGGAAAUCACCAGGAAAUAUUAUGAAGCCAAAAUGAAGUUUGAAGAAACAAAGUCUUGCAUGAAAAACUUGUUGAAAUAUAAAAAGCGACUGGAAGAUGUGUUAAAGAAGAGAUCAGCAGCGUAUAUUGACUAUCGGAAGUUCAUUGCAAUAAGAGCCAAGUUCUUCUUCCAAAUGAUGUUGUCCCAAAGAGGAUACACUGGAAAAAUGAAAUUUGAUCAUGGAAACGAACGACUGGAAAUUGAAGUGAAUGUAGAAUUAGCCCUUAAGAAAGCUAAUAAAGACACCAAGUCACUGUCUGGUGGUGAGAGGUCGUUCUCUACAAUCUGUUUCAUUAUGUCGUUGUGGGAGGCAAUGGAGACUCCUUUUAGAUGUCUGGAUGAGUUUGAUGUCUUCAUGGACAUGGUGAAUCGUCGUAUCAGUAUGACUAUGAUGCUAAAGGUUGCUAAAGAACAGUCAGAAAGACAAUUCAUUCUCUUGACUCCUCAGGACAUGACCAACAUUGGAGGCGGAUCUAGUGUCCGAUAUUUUAAAUUACGAGAUCCAGAAAGAGGGCAGUUGGCACUAAACUUUGGACAGGCUGAACAAGACACACAAUAAUAAAAUUGGUUGUUAAUUGACUUGCAGUUGAAUGCGUAGUUACGCUACUUUCUGGUCAACAUACAUGUACAUAAUUAUAUGUCUUGGUGUGGUUACGGUAUUUUUUGGUGUCUGACUAUAACUCUAAGAGGUGUAAAACUAUUAAUAAGAGAUAUCCAUAUUGUUACAGUUUAUAUUUACAUGAAUUCGAUUUGAAUAAUAAAUAGAGUAAUUAGAACAAUCAACUUUAUAUGAAUUAAAUAUGAUAAUAAAAAGAAA